Procambarus clarkii (red swamp crayfish) is the source of this 6279-nucleotide messenger RNA. NCBI's taxonomy places the organism in Eukaryota, Metazoa, Arthropoda, Malacostraca, Decapoda, Cambaridae. The record is from RefSeq and is a predicted model, not a curated record.
AGAGACAGACUCAACACAGAGAGGGUCCCAGCACUCCCAGCCAGUCCCCCUAAGAAGGGUUGACUUGGGACGUCAAGAGUACACCACUUUCCAAUAGUUAUCAUAACGAGAUAUCUCUCAUAAACUCACUGUCUGCCGAAAAGGCAGGAACAUGAUGUAAUACAUUUUCACGUGUCUCUCUCAUGGUACAAAACAGGCUUUACUCAGGCAUGGUCCUUUGAUCUUUUCCGUAAUGCAUUAGAACACAAGAAUAUAUGAAGUCUAUUUUUUCCCCCCUGGGAACAGUAUAGUAAAUAUUUCCGGACAUCGGGUCAAUGUUCGGUUAACCUUGGCCUUGGCUAAGGUUUCAUUUUCCAGCGGACACUUGGAACAAAAAUACUAUUAUAAGCUACUUUUGGUUGUUGCAAUAAGUAUUUACAAAGUAUAUACAUAAUAUUUGAGGAAGCCGUAAAUACCCAACUGGCCUGUUCAAGUCUAUUGGAAUACACUUUAUUCGGAAUUGACUUGCAUAAAAUCAACCAAUUUUCAAUCAUGCACAUAUCUAUAAUACUUAAAAACUUACUGAAGCUUCAAUAAUGCCAGCUGGUAAUUAAUUUAAAUCAUUUACAAUCCUAUUACCAAACCAAUAUUUCCCUCUUAAAUUGGAAUAUAUUCUGUAUAUAACCAUUGUUACCAAUUCUGACCAGGUUUGGCUAUUUCAAGACCUCGUGUCCCCAACAUUAAGUAAGUAAUUAUCAAAAGAUGACACUAAGCAGGGAAGACUAUAUAGCAGUCCCCCCCCCAUUGUAAUAAAUAAUAAAAUAAAAUAAUAAAAAAAAAUGUAAUAAUAUAAUACAAAGAAAUCAUCCACAAGUAGACUUCAAUCAUAGCUCCCCUUCUCCUACGUCUUUAAAAAUGUAAGUUAAAUUCUCCAAAGUUAUCUUUAUAAGAAAAAUUCCUGACAACUGGGAUUAACUUUGUCAUCCUACUUUCGAGAGAACUUAUGCCUAUUCUGUAAGAUAGUGACCAUUCUUUAACAGCAUAUGUUGACCAGACCACACACUAGAAGGUGAAGGGACGACGACGUUUCGGUCCGUCCUGGACCAUUCUCAAGUCGAACAGCAUAUCUCAAGUGAAGGGAUCACUAGGCUAAACACAAGACAGUUUUCGAUUUUUGUUAACAGGCUUAGAACGUUCCCUUCCCACAGCUUAAGCCUGACUUUAUUAGCUUCUCCCUGGAACGCAACCCACCAAUCACUUUACAACUAGCUCUCUAAUUAAGGUCAGUAAGGUUUCCAAUUACUGACUGAUGAACAAGGGCGACCAGUUAAGGACAGGUUGGCUCAAGCACGUGGCCCGAGUGUGUUCACAUCCUUACGCUAUAUAUAAACAUUCAAGCCUGUCACAGCUGUUUAUUUCGUGCACUGAUACAUUGCUGUCUUAGUUUUAAGGCUUUACUAACCAUCCCUAACCAUCAUGUUGUCACUGGAAGGUGUUAAUAAACAGCUUCUGACCAUCUCCAAAAGCUCUACUACCUCAAGAUGUCUUAAUAUUAGUUAUGUGUACUCAAUUUUAUUGUAUUUAAUUUGAACUUAUUGUACCAAAGUUAAAAUCUCCAAUAAUGAAUAUAUUAAUAUUCUUUGAUGCACUUCUAAUUUUUGUCCAUAUGGUUCUGCUUAAAUUUCAAGUCAAGGUUUGGUGGCCAGUAUAUUACAUUUGUUAUCAAUUAUUCAUAACUAAUAAUUUUGCAUGUCACCUAGGAUAGAUUUUCUGUUUAAUGAUGCAGUUAACAUUUUCAGUUUGACAAACAACAUGGACUGGACGGUAGAGCGAUGGUCUCGCUUCUUUUAGGUUGGCCUUUAAUCCCUCGACCAUCAAAGUGGUUGGGCACUAUUCCUUUCCUCCGGUCCAUACUAAAUCUUCAUCUUCAUAUUCCUUCCGAGUGUAAUAUAGUCUUAAUGGUUUCGUAUUUUCUCCUGAUGAUUACCUUACCAUUAAAUUUCCCUUACCAAGACAACAACAACAACAACACCUGCUCUUCAAAUUGUCCUGUCAGUGUGUGAAAGAGUUUAAAAUCUCCCCCUAAUCUGACACUCUGCUAGAAGGUCACACAAUUCUAUAUUCACCCAUGUUUUAGUGAGUGCAACUAUGUGUUUGCUUCUAUAUAGUCAAUUUCUACCAAAUGUUUCUGUUGUAAAUACUUAUAACUGUUGUUAACAUGUAUCAUUAGGCUAUUUAAUAUAAUUCCUUCUAUGACAUUGCUUUUCAUCUUUUGUGUAUUUCCUCCAUCCUCUCAUGAUUCGGUUUAGAGUCCAAUAUACUACAAGACUAUCAUCCUUAGCCUGGUGUAACCCACGUAACUAUUAUCUCUCACGAUGAAUACCUCAUUUGACAUGACCAACAUGACCAUUAACUCUUGUUCGGAAGAAUCCACAUGACCAUUAUCUCUUUGAACUGCAAUCCUUCCUUGUAGUUAAGCUUCUUGUUCUCCUGAUACCAGCUGACUGUCUUUGUGACCUUGUUAUGUUGUUAACUCGGGUGAACAUUUUCAAGCGUGCGAGUGACCUGACCUGACCCUUGACCCGGCAGGUGGCCGGCGCUGGCGGGUCAUGGAUGGAGAGGGAAGACCGUCGCCGCCGUGACGCCCAGGACUCUGCCUGGCCUCCGCCCCGUCCACCAGACUUCCCCCCUUUCCCUGAGAGCCUCUGGGGCGAGAGCCACACCUGGGAGGAAGAUCACCACGCCAACCCCUUCGAGGAUAGCGCCUGGGAGGACGUUACAUGGGAGGAUAACACGUGGGAGGAGGAAAACAAUGCCCACUCUGAUGGGUGUGAUUGUGGUGGGCCACCGCCUCCCAUGUUCAACCUGCCGCCACCUCCACCAAUCCCCAAGUUCCCUGAGGAGGAGGAGGAAGGGUCGGGGUGCGAUGCCCCGCCUCCUUCGGAGGUGUGCCCCGCCCUGCUGGUGGCCGGCGGCGCCCACACCCACCAGCGACUACACCCUCCCCUGGCGGCGCUCGUCGUGGCCGCCGCCACCCUCACUGUCGUGUUUAUCAUCGCUGCUCUCGUCUGCUGGAGAUACAGAAGACAACGGGCCAGACGCGGACCUUCCAAGUCAACAAGCGACCUUACCAACGGAGUCAUCUACGAGGACCUGCCGUCAGGUCCCACGCCCAGGGUCGUGCCCUCUGCCCACACCCACGCCCGCGACACCCACACACUCGCCCCCAUGGAGCUGCUGGACAUGAAGUUGACGUCUCACGUGCACAGUGCAUCAUCGUACGGCGGGGCGGAGAGCAACGCACCGUCGCUCCUGCAGCAGUACCAGACGCCCCAGGCCCUCACCCCCACCUUCGCCCACCCCCACAGCUCCCCACAGUACUCCCCCAAGCAGCUCUACGACGCCCACCGCUCCAGCAGAAGUUCCCAAGAGAUAUAUAACCCAACCUACGAAGAAAUCUCCACAGCUGCGGCUGACGGGUUGAGUGUGUCGCCCUCAGGUAGCGACACCACCUCCGUCAGCAGUGCCAGCGUCAGCUCAGAGGGCCCCGGGGCCCCGCAGGUUCGAGAGCGGCUCGGGGAGGGCCCGGGGCCGCCAGGGAUAUGGUCGGAGCCCGGGAGCUGCACCUGCUCGGGCCGUCGGGUUCCCCAGGGGCGGAGAGGCCCGCGCGGGGGUCGCUCGCGCAAGCCCCGCGCGACCAGCAGUGCCACGAGCACCGGCACCACCGAGGGCAGUGAAUACCACGAGGCCCUCCUGCCGCAGCUGGUGCCCUCGCUGGCCCUGAGGGGCAGCACCGCCGCAGCCCGCCACCCGGCCCUGCCCUACACCAUCCAGGGCACUAGCGAUGGCCGCACCUCCACCUCAUCCUCGUCUGACCUGCCCGUCGACCGCUGCCUCGCCCCCCGCGAGCCGCGCUAUUACGUGGGGGUGCCGCCCCCUAUCACCCGCAGCCCCAGCACCCCCGAGGGCCACGGCCCCCCGGGGCUGCACUUUGGCGACUCCAUAGAGGGUUCCUCAGGGGCGUCGACGUGUGGGGGGGAGAGGCCCUCCCCGACGGAGAGGGGGCUGCCCCCCCUCCCCUCCCGCAGCGACCGCUACCGCAUCUACUUCACCACGGAGCGGCGGCGCGGGGCGGAGGUAGCGCCGCACCCGGCCGCAGCCCGCACACUCGACCCUGCCGCCAGGAAGCGGCAGCGACGUCACGACGCCGCCAGCUCUAGGGAGAGCGAGCCGCUCUAUCACGAGCUCUAAGUAUCAGAGCAUCACUCACGUUCUACGGUCCUCUCACUCACGCUCUACACCUCUACAUUCUCUACUCACCCCACCUUACCCCCCAUCGUCCACCCUUUUCUCUUCCCCUUCGCCUCACACCCACUCACCAGGAUGGAAGGAGAAAAGGCAGCUGACUUCGUCUCUGCUGCCACCAAUUAUCGCCCCCUAAAGCCACGAGUCACACACACACACACACACACACACACACACACACACACACACACACACACACACACACACACACACACACAGUGAGAGGUGGGGAGGGGGGGGGGAGAGAGCGUACGAGGAUGAUACUCAUAUGUAGGGCUCUUCCAUGUUAUUGACAUCAGAAUAUUUGUUUUAAUAUUUCCUUUACCAAAAAAAAUACGAGACGAAGAAAAUUAGUUUCGUCACAUAGGCCAGUGUAGCUCCGAUAGCCCCAAGAGGUGGUUAUCAUUUAUGUGUAAAUACACCGCACACUCAACUACAUAUACACCACACACAUACCCUGUAUAAGGUGACCUAAUAUCCCACAUACUGUGCCCACACACACACACAGUAGCAUCCUCCAGUGGCAUUACAUGUUCACUUGUACUGAAAAGUGUUCCACUUUAGAACUUAGCAUCUUAUAAGGAGCGUGUACCAGCUCUACUCUUGUGAUAAAACACUCUUAUUCAGGCCCCAAGGAACUCCCAUAACGUGCAAAAUGUGUAUGUGAAACGAAUUUUUUUUGUUUACAGCCAGGAACUUAAGUUGACAAGUCAACUCAAGUUGACUUAAUCAUAAACAAGUAUAUAUGAUAACUAUGGCCAUUCCCAGAAACAAACAACUCUGUUAUUGUUUUGAUAAAAAAUCAUUAAAUAACAUAGAACCCGUUCUUGUAAUCCAUUCGAUGAUCCAAAACAUUUCGGAGCUAAACAAAACCAAUGACGUUCUUAGUGGAGUUGAAUCAAAUUAUAUUUAUAUCCCAAAGAAAAACCACAAGUAAUGAAUAUAAAAUUAUUUUUUAAAAUUAUUUAUGAAACAUUUCAAACACGAAGGAAAAAAAAUAAAUGGUUCUCGGUGUUCAGGCAGCUGUGAUGUUUGUUAAUGAACUUAAAUAUUCGCUUUACUAAAAAGAAAAAAUACAGUGAUUGUGAGAGAUUGUGAUAGUGAAGUACAUGUGAUGGUGAAGAGGCAAGACUGGUAAUAGACAAAGAAUAUGCUUGUGUUUACGCCCCCCCCCCUUCCCCCAAUGGAACACCAAUAGUGUCUAACAAACUUUCACUAUGAUCAUGAUGAUAAUGACAAAGCAACAGAAAAGGGGGCGAUAGUGAUAUAAAACAAGCAAAUAGGUAAAUAAAAGACAAAAUAUAAACAAACUAUUUCAGGAGAGUGAAAUUGAGGGUUAUGAAAAAAAAACUUGCUCACCUGUACAGAAUUACCCAAAUUACCAAAAAAUAUUUAUAAAUAUCUACUGAAGAAAACAGCGAAGUCUUACAAGGCCACUGAUAAAACAUGAGAGAGGCAGUAAAGAUGUAUGUGUGUGUAUGUGUGUGUGUGUGUGUGUGUGUGUGUGUGUGUGUGUGUGUGUGUGUGUGUGUGUGUGUGUGUGUGUGUGUGUGUGUGUGGAGGUGUGUGUGGGAGGGGGGGUUACUGGGGUGGGAAGGUAUUACGAGCAGAGAGAGAGAGAACCUUCUUAAAGGGAUGAGCGGUUUACCUGGAGUAGUCACCACUGUUGCCAGUGAUAAUGCACAUAUCAUGUAUCUCUUCCCUCUUCCUCCAUUCUCACACCUGGUUUAUGACACGGUCCUUCCAUCUCUCUCUCUUUCUCUUUCUCUCUCCUGUCUUGUCUUUUACUCCUUCAACUUCAUCAAAACCUCUACCACCUCUUGUUCUAGAAUUUCACAUAAAUAUAUAUAUAUAUUUUAAAACACUUUCCUAUUACUCAGUCACAACUUAAAAAUAGUAUCACCCCUAAUUACGACAAAAUUCCAGAAUUUGAGCAUCUCUUUCAGUAAAAAAAAAAAAAAUUGACUAAAGAACCCCAUACCCAAACUCCACUUA